GUUCAUUAAUGUUAGAUAAUUUACAACUUACAUUACCACUCAUAAGCUCUUUGAUUAGAAUCAUCAUUUUUUGGUGGAAAAAAGAAGCAAAUAUACCAAUUAUGAAUAUGAUCGUGAAGGAUUGGAUAACGUUAAAAAGUGAUCAAGAGAGAAGCAUGAUGAUCCAAAGAGCACAGAAUGCUCGUAUAAUUUCUAUUUGUUCUUAUUGUAUAAUGGCAUUAGCGUGGUUCUUCAUCACAGUAUUGCCAAUUUUUGGAAUGUCAAUAAGACUAACUUCUAAUAUUACUGAUCCAGGAAAACUAUUGCCAGUACAAACUCGUUACAUUUAUGAUAUAACAAGAAGACCAUAUUACGAACUGACAUUUAUUAGUCAAGUCAUAUACGCAGGAAUUGCCAUGAUAGCCUAUUCUGGAAUAGACAAUUUUCUAAGUCUCUUAAUUUUUCACGUAUGCGGCCAAUUAGACAUUCUAAAAAAUCGUUUAACACAUUUAAAUAAGUACAUGAAUUAUCAUAAAAUGUUAAAAAGUUGCAUAGCAAAUCAUAACCCAUAUAACAACAAAUGGUACACUCUAAAUUCAGAAACUAUAGAAGAUUUGUUGCUCUUAAUGACAAGAGGUUCUAAAUCGGUCUAUCUGACCGCUGGAAAAGUGUCUCCUGUUACAAUGACUACAUUUUGCAGUUUAAUAGAAAAGGGAAAUAAUAUAUCAAUUACUCACUUGACAUAUGAAGUAUGUAUUCUUGUCAACACAUUUGGUCAUAUGUGUGUCUAUUGUGCUGUAGGAGAAAUUCUAAUGGCACAAUGCAAUCAAAUUCACAAUGCUGUGUAUAACAACAAAUGGUAUACUUUAGAGCCAAGAAGUGCAAAAUGCUUAAUUGUCUUAUUAAUUAGAAGCAACAAAUCGAAUUAUCUUACCGCUGGAAAAGUGUUUCCUAUGACAAUGGCUACAUUUUGUAACCUCAUAAAAACGUCAGCCAGUUACAUAUCUGUUCUCCUUACAACAAGAACCUAAUCGAAAAUAGAGGUAA
Acromyrmex echinatior (Panamanian leafcutter ant) is the source of this 1026-nucleotide messenger RNA. RefSeq names its product odorant receptor 10-like. NCBI's taxonomy places the organism in Eukaryota, Metazoa, Arthropoda, Insecta, Hymenoptera, Formicidae. Gene Ontology annotation, molecular function: olfactory receptor activity; odorant binding. Gene Ontology annotation, biological process: detection of chemical stimulus involved in sensory perception of smell; sensory perception of smell. Gene Ontology annotation, cellular component: plasma membrane. The record is from RefSeq and is a predicted model, not a curated record.